Molecule: messenger RNA, 1840 nt
Organism: Oenanthe melanoleuca
Lineage: Eukaryota; Metazoa; Chordata; Aves; Passeriformes; Muscicapidae
Product: inositol 1,4,5-triphosphate receptor associated 2-like
Exons: 15
Coding region: 457-1746 (429 amino acids)
Cellular component (GO): endoplasmic reticulum membrane
Source: RefSeq, a predicted model, not a curated record
UCUCUGAUUCCUUAAACUUUGUGAAACAGCUUAAAUGAGUUGUCCAAGCUCCCUUAUAUUCGGAAAUCUUUCAUGUUUGUCUCUCUGGGAGCUCGGGGAUUGUCCUGUCUGCAGCCUGGAGAACGGGGGGUUGCUCUCACUCUGCACUGGCUGCUCACACUACAAAUUUACCUCCCCCCAUGAAGCUGACCCACAUCACAAGUCCAAAAUGAGGAUUGCCCUGGGGGAAGGAAAUGGGGGUAGCAAGCAGGAGAGUUCACCCUCAGCACUGCCCAGAAAUGAGGCUUGUAUUGAAUUUCUCAUUUGCCUUGCUCCAUGCCCGCCCAAAUCCCACCAGCCUCCUCCUGAAUCACAGCGGGCCUCCCCACCUCUUUUCCCACAGAUGCCUCCACGCUAAGCAGAGGAGCUCGAAGCUCCUGCUGGGUGUGCUGGUCCUGGAGCCUCUGCACCUCACAGAUGAAGCCACUGGAAGGGACCUCGCUGGGACAGGGGGAGGAGGAGGCGCAGGGACCGGCCCAGGGGCGGCGGCGGCGGCAGCGGCAGAGGACGGGCUGCAGACCCAGCCCCUCACCCCGGAGGGAGCAGCAGGCAGAGCAGUCCGGGCUCCUCACAUCUCCGGAUGAAGGCAGGAUGAGCAGUCCCCAGGGACACCCAGGUGGGGUUUUGGCCAGGAGCGAGCAGAGCGUGGAGCAGGUCAGCCAGGAGCCAGGCAGGGCUGUGCAGGAGCUGGAUGUGCACCCUGGGGACAGUGACAGGACUAAAGAAGAUGCAGAAGCCCUGGAGGAGCCGCUGCUGAGUCUCCCCAGUGAGCUCUCAGUGCUGGACAGACUUGGCUUGCACAGGGUGGCUUUGACAGAGCAGGACCUGGAGGCAGCCUUUGCCCACCUCGCCCUGGCUUUUCGCUGCGACACCUUCACCCUGCAGCAGCGGGUGCAGGUGGAGAAACGGGCACGGGAUGCAGCAGAGGAAAACAUCCAGGAGGAGCUGGGGCAGUGCCGAGCUGCCCUGGAGAGGCUGGGCCGGUCCUGUGCCAAUGCAGACUGCAAGGAGAUGCUGGAGCAGCUGCAGCACAACCUGGCCGUGCUGUCAGCUGCUGUUGAGCGGGCAACCCGUGCUGCAGAGAAGCUGGGGGCUGUACACCAGGAGGCCCGGAUGAGCCGAGCAGCAGAGGUGAUGGUGCAGCACGUGGAGAACUUGAAGCGGCACCACCUGCGGGAGCACGCGGAGCUGGAGGAGAUGAAGCGCCUGAUCCAGCAGAACUCCCGCAACCGGCAGCUGGCGGAGACCCAGGAUGAUGUGGAGCCACGGCUGAGACCUCACCCCUUGAAGAGAACUUUCCAGCAGGGGUCAGCCCGCCGCAGAGUCAGCAUCGCCGUCAUCCCCAAGCAGCUCCUGCCAGGUGCCAGCCCUGAGAGCCGAGCAGCCCCAGCAGGUGACCCGGAGCCAGAGGGGGCCCAGCGCUGGCCCAGCAGCCACAGGAGUGAACUGGAGCCACAGGACAGCGCUGUGACUGGGAAGCUGGUGGCAGAGGCAGAUGGCAGAGGCUCAAGCACAGGGAACGAGGAGCCGGAGCAGCUCGGGCUGACGUCCAAGGGGUCAGCAGCGGAGCUGUGGCGUCCGUGGCUCUUCUUCCCACAGCACUACUGGGUUUUCUUCUGGCUGCUUCUCCUGAGCAUCGCCUUCCUCCUCCUCAUCCGUGUCCUGGAGCUGCAGAGGCUGCAGUCUGCAGCAUCAUCCAAGGCCUAGCUGGACAGGGGAGGGGGAGCUGAGAGGCAUCUCUGCUCCUUCCCCACAUCCUGAAACACCAAAACCCUAGAACAAUAAAAUGGGAGGAAAAAUG